GCGCAGAUCCCGGCACGAGGCGGAAGUGGUUAUUCGUGGAGAGGAAACGAGCUAACUGAGCUAAAAAGAAGUAGCGCCUCAGUCCAGGUUUAUUGAACACACUCAGGGUUUAAUUACUGAACGGUUUAAUUACAGCGCGGCUGAAGAGUGUGAGUUUGGUUUGUGGUGAAGAUGCCGAAGAAUAAAGGUAAGGGAGGGAAGAAUCGGCGGCGUGGUAAGAAUGAAAACGAGUCAGAGAAGAGAGAGCUGGUGUUUAAGGAGGAUGGACAGGAAUAUGCUCAGGUGAUUAAGAUGUUGGGAAACGGCCGUUUGGAGGCGAUGUGUUUUGAUGGAGUGAAGAGACUGUGUCACAUCAGAGGAAAACUCCGGAAAAAGGUUUGGAUAAACACGUCUGAUAUCAUCCUGAUCGGACUGAGAGAUUAUCAGGAUAAUAAAGCAGAUGUGAUUCUGAAGUAUAAUGCAGACGAGGCGAGGAGUCUGAAGGCGUACGGUGAACUCCCAGAGCAUGCUAAAAUCAACGAGACAGACACGUUCGGACCGGGUGAUGAUGACGAGAUUCAGUUUGAUGACAUCGGAGAUGACGAUGAGGACAUUGAUGAUAUCUGAGACGGUGUGUGUCGAGGACGGCUCUGUUUAUGCUGAGAGGACCGUCAUGCUCUCUUCUGAUUGGACAGAAUUUAUUAAACUUAUCCCCUGACUGACAAGCUGGUGAUUAAUCUCUCUCUCUCUCUCUCUCUCUCUCUCUCUCUCUCUCUCUCUCUCUCUCUCUCUCUCUCACACACAUAACUCGGUAUAAAUGACUCCUUCAUUUCAAAUUGCAUAUUUUUGUUAGUGUUUUAAAGUAUUUAUAUUUUAUUUCACCGUAUGUGUUGGAAUUUAAGGCUCGAAAUAUGAAAUACACCACAAUUUACAAUAAAAGAUUAAACCCUGUGUGUGUGUGUGGGCGCGUGUGUGUGUAGACGUGGACGGGCGUGCCUGUGUGUGUGUGCGUGUGCUGCAGUGGUGUUUUAUUACUGUACAAACUGCAUCAUUUAGGUGUGUUAUGUACCCUUCUUCACUUCCCCUUGGUUUAGUCUUCUUGCCUCUCUCGGGGGCGUGUCUCAUAUCACAGACACAGUUCUAUUGGUUGAAAUCAGUCACAUGGUCGGUCGUUUUCACUGAUUAUUAACCAGGUUAGCACUACAACCAGAUGUUUUUUAUAAACUAGUCAGUUAGCUAAUGGGUGGAAAGUAUUAAAUGAAGUGGUGUUACACUGAAAGGCAUCACUGCACUGCUGAGAUCUUUCUAAAUAAAAUCCAUCACCACCAACA
This is a messenger RNA of Ictalurus punctatus (channel catfish), 1310 nucleotides long. It is a transcript of the gene eif1axa, whose product is annotated as eukaryotic translation initiation factor 1A X-linked a. Gene Ontology annotation, biological process: translational initiation. The record is from RefSeq and is a predicted model, not a curated record. Gene Ontology annotation, molecular function: RNA binding; translation initiation factor activity. NCBI's taxonomy places the organism in Eukaryota, Metazoa, Chordata, Actinopteri, Siluriformes, Ictaluridae. The coding region runs from base 172 to 606 and encodes 144 amino acids. Gene Ontology annotation, cellular component: cytoplasm. The transcript has 7 exons.